This is a messenger RNA of Lodderomyces jiufengensis, 2595 nucleotides long. RefSeq lists its product as uncharacterized. Gene Ontology annotation, molecular function: nucleic acid binding. The record is from RefSeq and is a predicted model, not a curated record. Lineage: Eukaryota; Fungi; Ascomycota; Pichiomycetes; Serinales; Debaryomycetaceae. The transcript has a single exon. Gene Ontology annotation, cellular component: mitochondrial inner membrane. Bases 1 to 2595 code for a protein of 864 amino acids.
AUGUCUAGAUCAUUGAGACAUAUAAGAUUAAACCCAAUACAAUCAUUCAAACCAGCUCUACCUAUAAUCAGCCUUAAUAAGAGAUAUUAUUCCACGGAUAUAGAAUCACUUAAGAAACAAUCAGAUUCAACAGAAACAGAUAAUUCUGUAAAUGCAACUGGUGUAAUAGAUAAAAGUAGUAAUGAAGUAUUAUUAUAUUAUUCGUUUUCAUCAUCAAGAAACAUUAUAAAGCAGUAUCUAGUAAGAAUUUUUUCAAGUAUACCUUUCACUCGAAAAUACAAUGAAGAAACUUUUAAAGAUAAAGUAUUAGAAAUUUCAUCACCAUUACCAACAAGUUCAAAAAUUACUGAAUUGGUUCCUUUAACAAGAGAUUCUGGUGCAUUUGUUAAAUUCCAAUUUCCUCCCACUGAAUCUGCAAGGUCAUUUAUAAAUGAAGUUAGAUCAAAUGUUAAUAAAAAUGAUUCAAAAAGAUUGGAUAAUAUUUUUAAAAAAGUUUUAAAUUCUGUAUGGAAUAGAUCACCAAAAGUUUACAGCGUUAAAGGGAUACCUUGGAUUGAAGAUCUAAGAAGGUUUCCAAGCGCUAAAAUUGGAAUUAAAUUUGAAGGAAAUCCAUUAACCGAAGAAGAAUUGUAUGUUUUAUUUAGAAGAUAUGGUUUAAUUGAUGAUAUUAAAGCAGACCCAGGUGAAUCAUAUAUUCUAUUUCACGAUGUUAGAUCUGCUAUUUGUGCCAAACAUUGUAUCACAGGUAUGGUAUUGGACAACGGGAAAACAACACUUCAUAUAAGAUACGUACCAAUACAAAAGAAAUACUUUAUUGUUGAAUUUAUAAGUAAUCAUACAAGAAUUGCUAUACCAAUAAUAUUGGCACUUUUAGCUACAUUUGCAGUUUUAAUUUUUGAUCCAAUAAGAGAGUUUUUCAUUCAAUAUAAAAUAACUCACAGUUCUCAUUCAUUAGAUCACUACAAGCAAAAUAAAUGGUUUAGAUUAAUUUACAUUCCUUAUAAAAAUUUGAUUAAUAUGGUCACAAGUAGUUAUGACUAUAUAGAUACUCAAUUUCACGAAGUUACAGGGUUGAAAAUGGAGGAUGAUUCAUGUGAUACUGAUGCUCAAUCAAUGCAUGAUUUGAAACAAGAAAAUAAUAUGUUUUGGAAAGAACGGUUUGAUAAAUCAAAGCAAUUAACAAUGUGGAUUUUGGAAAACAUCGAUACUUUCAUUGUUGUCAAAGGACCUCAAGGAUCAGGUAAAGAAGAAUUUGUGUUGGAUCAUACAUUAUUAAAUAAUGAUAAAUUAAGCAAGAAAAUUUUGGUUUUAGAAUGUGAUGAACUUAGUAAAGCUAGAUCUGAAAAUAAUUUAAUUGGAAAUACUGCAUCUCAAUUAGGUUAUUUCCCAGUUUUCACUUGGACUAAUUCAAUAUCUCAAUUUGUUGACUUAGGAGUUCAAGGUUUAACUGGUCAAAAAUCAGGUCUAGCUGAGACUAAGGAAAACCAAAUCAAAAAUAUGUUUUCAUUGUCAACUCAAGCAAUAAGACAUAUUUGUGAAGAGGAUUAUUCUAAGUAUGUUAAAUCAGUUGAAAGAAGAAAUAAGAAAUUACCAGAUGAAGAGAAAAUCGAAAUAUUAAAAUUAGAAGAAUUUUUAUCCCAAAAUCCUGAUUCUAAACCAAUCAUUGUUGUUAGUAAAUAUGCAAGAAGAGCUGAUAUCCCACUGAAUGAUUUUAUAUAUCCAUUAAUUGCAGAUUGGGCUUCAGGUUUAAUACAAAAUAAUAUAGCUCAUGUCAUAUUUUUAACUGCUGACGUUGGUUCGAUACAACAUUUAAAUGAAGCAUUACCAAACCAGGUUUUUAAGAACAUCUCAUUAAGUGAUGCCUCAAUGACAAGUUCAAAACAAUAUGUUUGUGAUGUAUUGAAAGUAAAAGAUACUACGACUUUAGAUACUUGUCUUGAACCUUUAGGUGGUAGAAUGUUAGAUUUACAAGCGUUUAUAAGGCGUAUAAAAUCAGGUGAAAAUCCAGAACAAGCAAUUACAGAAAUGAUAUCACAAGCAGCAGAAAUUAUAAGUACAGUUUUCCUUAAUGAACAUUUAUCUAAUUCUAAUAAUAGUGACAACAAUUGGAAUCCUGCACAAGUUUGGUUAAUUAUGAAAUUAUUAUCAAAUAAAGAUGAAAUUAAUUUUGCAGAAAUUAUAAAAUCUCCAUUAUUUAAAAAAUCAAAAGAAACAAUGGAUACUUUAUCAACUUUGGAAAAAUAUGAUUUAAUUUCUUUAAGAAGAGAUAAAGGAGUAUUAAGUAAAAUAGUCACUGGUAGACCAUUAUAUAAAGCAGCUUUUGAAAAUAUUAUAAGUGAUUUAAGAAUUUGGAAAUUAUAUGAAACUAAUUAUUUGACAGAAUUAAUUAAUUUAGAAGUUGCUAAAAUUCAAAAAUUUGAAAAUGAAUUAACAACCAUAUAUCAAAUCAGUAAAAUUGAUGGUAGAAUUGAUUAUUUAACUAAAAAAAUUGAAGCGUCAAAUACAAAAAUUGUUGCUUAUGAAAAAGAAAUUGUUGAUAUUGCUUCUUAUAAAGCUGAACAAAAACCUCAUUCUUUUUUAGGUUUAAAAUUUUAA